Messenger RNA from Stegodyphus dumicola, 9945 nucleotides. RefSeq names its product teneurin-m-like. NCBI's taxonomy places the organism in Eukaryota, Metazoa, Arthropoda, Arachnida, Araneae, Eresidae. The record is from RefSeq and is a predicted model, not a curated record. Gene Ontology annotation, biological process: motor neuron axon guidance.
AUGUUUCCUUAUUGGCAUCAUGCAAGUUCUCAUCCUUGUCCAGUCAUGGUGGAUGACAUGGAACAAGAGAUUGGGAGAAUCAAUUCAGCUAACAUUCCAAAAAAGACACCACCACCUAAAAGUGAGACAUUCUCUGAAAUCCAAUUGGGUAAGUCUUCUAGUGCCAAAAUUGGUAGUUUUGGGUAUUGGAAUUACCAAUUUCACCUGAGAAAUCCUUCUCUAGUCAAGUUCAAUUAUACACUUUCUCAUGGUGCCAGCUUAGGUGUAUAUGGUCGAAGAGACGGCAUUCCAACUCACACACGGUAUGACUUCUUCGAAAUUUUGAAGCCACGAAGCCAUCGAACAAAAAGGUCAGAAAAGGUGAAUUUUAGUGUAGAAUUUGUACAGUUCCUUGAUCGAGGAUUAUGGUAUAUAUCUGUGUAUAAUGAUGGUGAUGAACCUCAUGAUGUCAUCUUCUCUUCUCGUUUUACAGAUGACUCUAGUUUACCUUGUCCUUAUGAUUGUCAUGGGCAUGGUGCUUGUGUGAUGGGCAGAUGUGUAUGUAAUCCAGAUUACGCGGGCGAUUCAUGUACUUAUCUUUUCCCAGGUGUUUGUCCCAUACUCUGCAGUGGCCGAGGUCAGUAUGUAAAUGGAGCAUGCAUGUGCAGUUCAGGAUGGAAAGGCAAGGAAUGUCACCUAAGAGAUGAUGAGUGUGAAACUGCUGAUUGCAAUGGACAUGGGGACUGCUUGGAUGGUUUAUGCAGAUGUUUUCCAGGAUAUAAAGGCUCUCAUUGUGAAGAGGUUGACUGCCUAGACCCAGAGUGCAAUGAUCAUGGCAUUUGUGUGAGUGGCAUGUGUGUGUGUAGAAAAGGCUGGAAAGGUGCAGACUGUAGCGAACCAGAUUCUGAUGCUCUACGAUGCCUUCCGGAUUGUUCUGGUCAUGGUCAUUUUGAUCUAAAGUAUCAAAAAUGCAUGUGUGAUGAAAAGUGGACAGGUGCUGAUUGUUCACAAGAAAAAUGUGACCUUGAUUGUGGUGAGCAAGGACAUUGUGAAGGGGGCCAGUGUGUUUGCCAGGAUGGCUGGACUGGAACAAAAUGCAGUGAAAAAUUGUGCGACCCUAGAUGUUCUGAACAUGGGCAGUGCCGUAAUGGCACUUGUCUGUGCAUUCAGGGUUGGAAUGGAAAACAUUGUACUUUAGAGGGAUGCUCAAAGAAUUGCAAUAAUCAUGGUGAGUGUUCAAUGAAUGAUGAAAGCGAAUGGACUUGUCACUGUCAGCAUGACUGGGAUGGUCCCGAUUGCUCUAUACCUUUAGAAAAGAACUGUAAUGAUGGAAUAGACAAUGACAAAGAUGGACUGGUAGAUUGUGCUGACAGUGAAUGCUGUCAAGAAAAAUCGUGUGAGAACAACCCAUUGUGUUUUGCAGCUGUCGAUCCUCUGGACGUACUUCUGCGAAAGCAGCCUCCGGCCGUGACAGCAUCAUUUUUCCAAAGAAUGCAGUUUAUGAUAGAGGAAGGCUCUGUUCAAAGUUAUGCACACAGAACUGUGUUUAAUGACAGUAUGCUUGGGCUUCUAUUUAAUGCCAGCCGUGCAUCUGUAAUCAGAGGACAAGUUGUAAGCUCUUUAGGCAGUGGCAUUAUGGGAAUUCGAGUUGGUGUCGCCGGCGAUGCUCACCUGGGCUUCACUGUUACAAGAGAAGGAGGAUGGUUUGAUAUCAUGGUGAAUGGUGGUGGUGCUGUAAAACUGCAUUUCCAGAGAGAUCCUUUUCGUCCCAGAGACGUCACAGUAGUCGUCCCUUGGAAUGAAAUUGUUGUCAUCAAUAAAGUGGUGAUGAGCACUGAUGAUGAAAAGCCCCAAGAAUAUAAAACACUGCUUUGUUUAGAUCAUGAUUAUGAUAAUAUGAAGCCAGUUGUUUUGGCUACAUGGAAGCAUGGUUUUCAAGGAGCUUGUCCAGACAGAAGUGCUAUUCUUGCUGAACCUCAGGUCAUCCAAGAAAGUCUGUCUAUCCCAGGCACUGAUUUGCAUCUAGUCUAUCAUAGCAGUAGGGUUAGCGGAUAUUUGUCAACAAUUCAAUUGCAGUUGACUCCUGAUUCGAUACCAACCACUUUGCGUCUGAUUCAUUUGAGGAUAUCCAUUGAGGGCAUUCUGUUUGAGAAGACAUUUGAAGCAGAUCCUGCUAUCAAGUAUACAUAUGCUUGGAAUAGAAGAAAUGUUUACAGACAAAAAGUUUAUGGAAUUGCCUCAGCAACAGUUUCUGUUGGAUAUGAGUACAGUUCAUGCAACCACAUAAUAUGGGAAAUUCAGACAACACAAGUACGAGGCCAUGAUAUGAGUAUAUCUGACAUUGGUGGAUGGAAUUUAGAUAUUCAUCAUAAAUAUAAUUUUCAUGAAGGCAUAUUAGAAAAAGGAGAUGGUAGUACUGUUUACCUGAAAAUGAAACCUAAACUUCUUCUGACAACAAUGGGUAAUGGAAUCCGUAGACCCCUCGAGUGUGAGAAUUGUAAUGGAUCUGCGAGUCAACAGAUGUUGCUAGCUCCAGUCGCUCUUGCAAGUGCUCCUGAUGGUAGCAUUUAUGUAGGAGAUUUCAACUUAAUCAGAAAAAUAACUGCUGAAGGAAUGGUGACAACUGUUGUACAGUUAAGUACUGCACAGGUUGCAUAUAGAUACCAUCUAGCUGUAGGUCCAGUCGAUGGAAGAUUAUACAUAUCUGAUCCAGAAAAACAUCAGAUUUUAAGAAUGAAAGAAGAGGUUACUAACAUCCAAGACAAUCUAGAAGUUGUCGUAGGAAGUGGUGAGAAAUGUCUUCCUGGAGAUAAGUUGACAUGCGGUGAUGGGAGGCUAGCAACCUUAGCUAGACUGGCUUAUCCUAAAGGUAUUGCAAUAUCUGCUGAAAAUGAAAUUUAUGUUGCUGAUGGUACAAAUAUUAGAAUGGUGGAUAAAUUUGGCCUUAUUCAUACAAUUAUUGGAGAUUAUUAUCAUAAAAGCCAUUGGAAACCAGUACCUUGUGGAAGAACUGUUAGUUUAUCUCAGGUAAAUCUAAGGUGGCCAACAUCACUAGCUAUUAAUCCAUUAGAUGGACAUCUUCACAUCCUGGAUGACCACAUGGUGUUGCGUGUCACUCCUGAUCGUCGACUCAAAGUGAUAGCUGGACGACCACUCCAGUGCACCUCUCAGAUGGCGAAAGAUAAAAAUGACAUAUCUUCUGAAAUAUAUUUGGAAUCCCCACAGAGUAUUACAUUUGCUCCAAAUGGUGAUCUUUAUAUUGCUGAGAGUGAUUCCCAAUUAAUAAAUAGAGUGAGAGUCAUUGGCAGUGAUGGUCGCAUCAUACAUUUUGCGGGUGCAGAAUCGGAUUGCAGCUGCAUGGAAGAGAAAUGCUCAUGCUACGAUGAAGAGCACUUCCUCGCAACUAAUUCUAAACUAAACAGCAUAUCUGCAAUAACUGUUACCCCUGAUGGUAAACUUCAUAUUAGUGAUCAAGGGAAUUUAAGGAUUCGUUCAGUUUCUGCUUCUCUUCCUGUUCCAGGUAGAGAUCUCAAAUACAGUAUUUUUGCCCCUGAAGUGCAAGAAGAGUACUUUUUCAACCGUCAUGGACAACAUCAAGCUACAAGGGAUCUAAUAACUGGGAGGAUAAUUUAUUCAUUUAGUUACAAUGUAGCCACAAGUUAUGGGAAAUUAAGUACUGUAACAGAUGCUGCUGGAAACAAGAUUUAUAUUUUGCGUGACUACACCAAUAACGUAAAUACUAUUGAAAAUACACAAGGUGGAAAAUGUCGUCUGGAAAUGUCCAGAAUGGCUAUGUUGCAGAGUUUUACAACACCUUCAAAUUUCAAAACUCAGUUUGAUUACCAUGGUAGCACUGGUCUUCUACGAAGCAAAUACGAUAGUACCGGAAAAUCCUACAUGUACGGUUAUGAUGAAUAUGGGAGACUUGUUGAAGCUAUCACACCCAGUGGUCAGAUAAUUCGACUUUUCUACAAUUUAAGUAUUAAAGGAGCAUCUGUGACUGUAACUAGAGAUGAUCGUAAUCCUGUAGUUUUGCUUAUUAAAGGUUCAGAUGUUACCACUAAAAUUGGUGCAGCAGAAAAAAGAGUGACACAGUUUCCAGAUGGUAGCCUUAUAGUGACAUCUGCAAAUUCAAGCACCAUUGAAGUAGAUACAGUUAUAAGUCCUGUUUUAAGUGAUGUUAAUCCCCUUGUUGCUGAGAUUUAUCCUGCACCAACAAAACUGAAGGCUACUUUGAGUGAAGACAAUGUUCUGGAUUUAGAAUGGAAAUAUGCUGUCAAAAAAUCAGGCAAAGGCCCUGAGCGAGUAAUUAGGCAUGUAGGAAAGAUAUUAAAGGUCAAUGGAGAUGUGCUAUUUUCAGUUGAAUUUGACCGAGUUGAACUCAGUGAAACAGUUUAUGACAAAAAUCAAGUGCCUUUGCUGACUGCACAUUAUGAUAUAUUGGGGCAACCACUACAGUGGAAACCAGCACAUAAUUUCACAGAAGUACGGUUAGAUUAUGAUCGGUAUGGUCGUUUGUCACAUUGGGAAAGAGGCUAUUUGUUUGAAAGAUACACUUUUGACAUGCAAGGACGUCUUGCAGAAAUCAGGCAUGCAGAUAACACAGGAAUUAUGUACAAGUAUGAUGAAGGUGCCAUUAGUAUGCCCAGUGAAGUUAUUGUACCCAGUGGAAGCCGAUACCUUCUUCAGUAUGAUUCAUCUGAGGGGCUUCAAGCUAUUGUGACACCAAAUGGCCACAAGCAUGAAUUGGCAUUUCAGACAUCUUUAGGUUUCUAUAAAUUAUUAUAUCUGAGUCCAGGAGUACGUUAUCCAUUCGUAUUACAUUUUGGUGACAAUGGUCAACUUCUUGCAAAAUUGUAUCCUGAGAAUAAUGGAAGAGUAGUAUACAUUUAUGAUGAAAAUGAAAAUAUACAGACUGUGAUUUGUGGACCAGAAAGAACAGAUUUUGCAUAUAUGGAUCAAAAGAUUUUAGUCCGCUCAUGGACAAAAACAGUUCCUGAACUAGAACUGCGAACAGAUUUCCGCUAUCACGGAGUUCUGGUGCAAGAAGAACGCUUUAGGGUUAGCAGUCGUAGUGCACUCAGCAAUGCGAAAUUCCGUUAUCAGUAUGAAGGCCAUAUUAAUAUUAUUGAAGUAGAGAUUGGAUCUAAAGUGGUUGGAGAAGUUCGAUAUCGGUAUGGCGUGCAGUCUGGUAUGCUUGAACAAGUACAACAGUUCUUAGUGCAUCGGCCAAAAAUAAAUAAUGUUUUCAUUCAAGAUGACCAGCGACAUUUUUCGAAAACCAUCGCCCAUGAUUCGUAUGGUAAAAUUUCACUUUUGGCUAUAAGUUUGUGGAACCGAGAAGUAUUUUCUCUCAAUAUUCGCUAUGAUAACAGAGGACGUGUUAGACAGAUGGGUUCUAAAAUAGGGCAUGAUGUUUCAGUUGAAACAACCAACUGCACUUACACACCAGAUGGUUAUUUAAGUGAAGUAUUAGGGCAUCGGAAUUACAGGUUCCUUUAUGAUGUGAAUGGAAACAUGAAAACUUUCUGGGAAGAUGAUCACCAAGUAACUCUGAAAUAUGAUGAUGGUGAUCGGCUAGUUGGCUAUAAUGAUAUGGAUUUAUACGAAGUUGAUGGAAGGGGAUUUCUUGUCCGAAAAGGACAAGAAAAGUUUACUUUUAAUGCAAAAUCUCAGCUAAUUCAUGCUGUACAACCAGGGUUGUAUGAAGUUUAUUAUUAUUAUGAUGCUCUUGAUAGACCUGCUGCAUGGCGAGAUCAUAAAGGUAACAUUACACAGUUUUUUUACACCAAUCCCCAAAACAUACAUCAGGUUACUCACAUACACUCUGCACAAGAUAAACUGACCCUGUCUCUGAUAUAUGAUACCAGCGAUCAUCUAAUGUACAUAGAAGACACAGCUUCGAAUAAGUAUUUUGUUGCAACUGAUCACCUAGGUUCUCCUUUAAUAGUUUUUACAUCAGAUGGAAAGAUUGUUAAAGAAAUAAAGAGGACACCUUUUGGAAAACUUAUAUUUGACUCCAACCCCUCGUUCAUGAUAUUUGUAGAUUUUGCCAAAGGACUUAGAGAUCCAUACACUGGGUUGCUGUUCUUCAGAAGUCGCGCCUACAAUCCUACAAGUGCCCAGUGGCUAACUCCAAAUUGGGAAGAUGUUCCAAAGUAUAUUUCAAAGCCGUACAUGAUUCAUCUCUAUAGGUUUCGAAAUAAUAAUCCUUUGAAUGAAGAUGAAGACAGUUAUCAUUUAGAUGAUUUGGGCAAGUGGAUAUCAGCAUUUGGCCUUGGGAAGUUCAACCUUCCACUCUCACAAACAUUUAAUGCAAAACCAGAAAUUUCCUUCCCUGUGAAACCAAGUCUGCAGGUAAUAUCUGGUUUGAGCUGUGCUGCUGAUAUAGUGACACGUGAAUUUUUUCGCCUGACUACUGUUGCACGUACUGAAAUUCGGGGGCUGAUUUCAGGAUGCGAGUUGCGUCCCCAGCUUGCCAAUCUACCUUCUGUUCUUGGUGAUGGUCUGCUUUUGUCUAAAAGUAAGGAUCAUGCUAUUGUUCACGUCCUUAGUGAUGCAAGCCCCAUACUGAAGGAUGUGGUGACUACUGUGCUUAACGACACAGGAUACGUGAAUUUGCAUUUCUCUCUGCAUGGACAAGACUCUUUCUUUUUAGUACAACCCGAUCAGCGCAGGGUGCAACAGGAUUGGGAUCAGCUUCAGAGACUAGGUACAAUGUUUAACGUAACCAUGCAUGCCGGGGAAGGCCAUGUGGAUCUCAGGCUUCGGAGUCCAGCAAUAUUGCUCAAUAUUCGAUAUGGAGGCAGUCUAGAGGAAGAAAGAAAACGACUGUUGAGCCAUGCAAGAAGAAAAGCAAUUAAAGAUGCAUGGCAGAGAGAAAUCAAAUUAGUGCAAAAAGGACUGAAAAGUAGCAGGGAAUGGACAGAGGCAGAGAAAGAAGAUUUGCUCACUAAAGGAGUAGUGUCAGAUUAUUAUGGCACGGACAUUCAUGAUGUUGAUAAAUUUCCUCAGCUGGCUGACGAUCCCACAAAUAUUGUGUUCCGGAAAUAAACUGGAACAUUUUCCUCAUCCAAAUUUAUCUGUGAUCUAUGUAUAAAAUUUCAAAUACAGGGAUUAAAGCUAUUAAACAGAUGAAUAUUGACUCUGCCUUACUACAAGUAUAAUUUGUGUUUAAUACUGAACACAAACAAGCUAUUUCCAUAUUGAAUUUUCAACUUGCAAAGGCAAAAGCAGCAAUCCCUGAUACUAAAAUUAUCUUUUUUGUGUGUAAUUGUUUCUCACAAUUUGGCAUGAUUUCAUCAUCCAAUGUGUGCAAUAUUUAUCUUACUGAAUUGGUAAAAUACUCUGGCAUAUGAAUCAUGAAAUCAUGUCAUUAAACAAGGAUAUUUAAAAAAGAAAAGAUGGAAUUUGUGUGCUUUCUCCAAAAUGUCCAAUUUUACUGUUUGUCUCAGUUAAUUUUUGAAACUUUACCUUAUAUACAAAUAUGUGCUUAUAUAUAAGGUAUGUGUAUUUGCCUUUAAAUAUUCGUUAAUGUAACUAACUAUAUUAAAGCAGGGUAUUUAUCAAAAAAAUUCACUAAUUAUAGUGAUCGAAAAUCAAAAUUGAAUAUAAAAUGAUGUAAUUAUUAAGAGCAGCAAAUUUUUGCCAGAAAAUGUUUAUUUUGAAUAUAUUACAGAAAUUUGUACAGCAUAGUCCUUGACUAUCAUUUAGAAGUGUUAAAUGCCUUUCUGAAAGAAUAAUUGUAUUAAACUUUACAUAUGGAUUUUGCUUUUCAUGUGCAGCUUAUACAUAAUUCAGGCAUUUUUAUUGUAACAGUAAUAUGUAAGUUUGAAAUGUGUGACAAAUUCUAAAAAGACGUACAUACAGUCAUUGCAUUAUAAAAUCAAAUUUGAAUUAAAAAGUUUUGCCAAAUAAAAUUUCACAAAAUUUGUAUAAAUUUAACAAAAAUGCAUUACAAAAUUAAUUUUAUAUAGAAUGCAUAUGUUUUAUUUUUGUAUAAGGAGUAGUCAUUUAAUAAUAUUUGGGUAUCCAAAAGCGUAAAUUGUUUUUUAUAAAAUUAAUUCUCCGAGUAAGGUAUAUAUUAUAUAUAUAUAUAUAUAUAUUUUGAAGGAGGCAGUACUAAUCCACAUUUUGCUACACUACAAAUUCUUGUAGUUUUCUCUUUCAUAAGCAUGCUUUGUAAGAUGAUUUUCAUGACAUACUAGAAUAAAUACUGAAGCUUUCUGUAAGAUGAUUUUCAUGACAUCAUCUUACAGAAAACUUCAGUAUUUAUUCUUUUAAUACUAAGCCAGGGUUUCUUAAACUGUGGGUCACGGGGUCCUGCAGCAGGGGGUAGCCAAAAAUUUUAGCAGUUUUGAUAAAAUUCUUUAACUUAUUAUAAUAAUUUUACGUAGGUUGGGGCAAAAGUCAUGGCAACUAUUUUUUUCCCUUGAAGAUACCAGUCCGGUUGGAAAAUGUGACAUAUACAGACGAAAGGACAAGGUCUUAACUUCAUGUGUGGACAAUGAAUAGCACUGAAAUAUCGUAGCACAUGAAUUUAUUACGGUAAUAUACAGGGCAAUAUGGCCUUCACUGUGCAAAAGAAUGAUAACACAAUACACAUACGUAAUAUUGAUAUGACAAACCUGAGCCUAAAGACCCUCAAUGUAGUCCCUUGCUACUGUCACCACACUCUGCCAAUGAUGUGGGAGAUGCUGAAUACCAUCAGCCUCAGCAUUUGCUGCACAAUGGUGAAUCGGGUCAUCUGUUGACGCACAGCAUUGACAAUGCCCUCUCGUGUUGCAAACCGCCUACCACGUAUUGGUUCCUGAAUCUUGGGAAUGAGAUCAAAGUCACAGGGUGAAAGGUCAGGAGAGUACAGUGGGUGCUCCAAUUCUUCCCGUCCCCAACGUCAGAGUAGCUGCCGCGGUAUCGGAGUAUGAUACAUAGUCCUCUGCUUUAUGUGGUCUCUUAUCUUCUCUUACUCUGCUUUAUGUGGUCUCACAUUGUCGUGCAGAAUUGUUGCACAAGGAAGUACCUGUAGUACUGUGCAGUCACUGUUCUGCCAUGAGGAACAAAGUGGCAAACAAUGACACCUUUGAUGUCAUAAUGACGAUCACCAUCAAUUUGACUGGGGAAGGAUUCUGACGGACCUUCUGCUGCCUUGGUGAUCCAAAAUGUCGCGGACUGACGUUUCUGUUCUGGUUCGUAUGCUCUGCCCCAAAAUUCAUCAAUGGUGAUUAUUUGUGACAAGAAUUGAUCGCCGUCCUGUUGCCAGCGUACAAAGUGGUUGGAGCAUAUUGCAUAGCGCACCCACCUUUGAACUCCAUCAGUGCAUGCGGUACCCACCACGAAGCGAUUUUAUGUAGCUGUAGCUCACUUGCCCUCUCUAACUCCAGUAAUAUCCAUCGUCUGUCUUCAUCCAUGAGGUGCUCGAUGACGGCACGUGCCAAGUCGGUCCACACACUCACCGGUCGUCCCAAACAUUGCUCAUCACUGGUUGACACACGUCCUUGCUGGAACUUUCCCACCCACCAUGCUACUGUACGAUAUAUUAGGGCAUUAUUGCCAAGGGUUUCUAAUAAUUUACUACUAAUUUCUACUAAUUCGCAUUUCUCCGUUGGAGAACGGCUAUUUUGAUGUAAGCGCGCUGCUCAACAUGGGUUACUUCCAUCUCGCACUACACUCACCACUACUGAUUUCAGAGCCCUCGUGACCACAGAGCCAUCUGUUGUUCUGCAUACACACUAUGCCUGCAGAACUUCCACACAACACAUAUAUGUUUUGUGAUCUGUUCACAUAUCUACAAGAAAAAAAUAGUUGCCAUGACUUUUAGCCCAGCCCUCAUACAAUUACCAAAUACUUUUACACAAUGUAUCUAAAAAUAGAUAAAGACAAUACAGACAAAGAAAAAAAACAAAAAUUUUCCUUGCUUUGCACGUGACGCUGUCAUUUCGUUUGUUACUUAUUUAAAAUUUUCACAUU